AUGGCGAGUGACAUUGCCAGGCAGCUCUACCAGGAGCAAGCCCGAAGCCCUGAGUUGCCAAGGGCACCUACUCUCCCGUCUGCCCGCCAGCAAGAGUUGCACGAGGUGACCCACCAACCGUUUCAGCCGUGGUGCCAGGCAUGCCUAAUGGGCAGAUCCCGGCAGAGCCCGCACGAGCGCAAGGAGGAGGACCCCAAGCCAGAUGGACCCAUCGACCGCAAGCCGGUGAUCCAGAUUGACUACUGCUACACCUUUACUUCUGAGAAGGGCCAGGAACGUGAUGCGCCACAACCCGCCGAUGAUCAGGACCAAGGUCCUGAAGCGACGCCCGACGGUGACUGGCCGAAGAGCAAAGAGGACCCGGAGAAGUUGGACACCAAGGACCAAUUUGGAUGCAGCCUCGUGGCGGCCGAGUCCACCACUGGGUGGAUAUGUGUGGUACCGGUUCUAGCAAAGGGGUCAGCUUCACUGAAGAGAGCAACAGAAGCCCUGGUGCGCAUGAGCAUGAUGGUUGCUGGGUCUGAGCCGGUGAUCAUCCAAGGCGACCCAGAGCCUUCCAUCAAGCAGCUCCUGAACUCCUUCGAGGCAUGCCGUGUGAGACUUGGGCUUGGAGUGGUGCAGAGAGAGGCCCCGAGAGGGUCUCAUGCAAGCAAUGGUGUUGCAGAGAAGGCGGUGAGCACCAUUCGGCGGCACGCCCUCACUUUGAAGGCCCACCUGGAAAGCCGGAUCAAAGCCAAGGUGGGUGGCCAUACACAUGUGUUUGCGUGGCUGCUUCGCCACAGUGGAUUCCUGCACAACCGCUACUUCGCAACGAACAAGGGCCUUCCGCCGUUUGAAGUGGUGAACUCAAAGAAGUAUGUUGGCAAGCUGCUCCCCUUCGGUGAGUCGUGUGUGUUCUUUGCUGGGUCUAAGUACAAGGGAGACCUGCAGUGGCAGAGAGGUGUAUGGGUCGGCGUCAAUGAAAGAAGCAACAGCCAUGUGAUCCUCACUCCCGAUGGUGCAAGGGAGAGCCGUUCAGUGAGGCGACUUCCUGCAGAACAACAGUGGUCAGCGGAAGCUGUCUUGGGCUGCCGUGGGCUGCCUUGGGACUACGGUGGCAAAGGUCGACGCAAAAAGGCUAUGUACACUCAGGAGCGCACCGCUUUGCUCCCAGACUCGGCAACCCUUGAGCAACUUGCGAAGGCUGCGGGAAAAGCUGCUGCCGAAACCAUUGCCGCUGCCACGCCAAUCCCGCCACAGGCGGGGACCGACAAGGAGGUGAAGCUCGAGAAGGCAAUCCCCGCACAGAGCCACAAGACAGACCAGCAGGAGAGCCCCAACGUGAAGUUCGUGGAGAUGAAGCUCGAGGGAGCAAUCCCAACGCAGAGCCGCAAGAAAGACCAGCAGGAGAGACCCCGCGGUGGAAGUGCUUCUGAAGCUGGUGGUUCACCAGCUCCCUCGUUGUAUCCCCCAGGCUUUGCAGGAGUUCGUUAUGUUCGCGGUGAUGUGGAGGCCGCAGAAGAAGCCCAUUGGGGUGAAUGGAUCGAGGAGGUCGGGAACACACUCAUGCAGGAGGAGGAACUCUACGAGCUCGAGACCGAAUAUGAUCUUGAUGGUGACCGACCUCCAGAGCUCACGCCGGAAGAGCUUGAGAAAGUGGACUUCGAAAGUGACAUCAAAGAGCUCACCCGGCUGGAGAAGAUGGGAGUUCUCCGGAGAGUUCGGCCAGAUGAAGAUGUGAGUGGGCAUUCUUUUCUCACGACAAAAGUGGUGCGCGAUUGGCGCAAACGGCCAGGCUGGACCCGACGCUCGAGGCUGGUGGCUAGAGAAUACCGAAGCUGGUCUGCUUGGUCUCAAGAGCUCUUUGCCCCUGCCAGCACGCUUGCCACCAUCAACAGCUUGAUCGCGGUGGCAAUGGCUGAGGGCCUGGAGGCUGCUGUGAUCAUCCAUGUGGAUGGGCGGCUGAUGGGAAAUGAAUCCUCAGAGCCUGUUGCGUUUGUCCUUGAGCGGAUGCUUCCUGGCCAGAGGGCUGCUGCUGGAGAGUGGUUCCUAUUCAUGAAAGAGCUGCUCAGCGGGGCCAGGAUGGAGGGUUUCGUCAAGGAGCCGACGCUCUUUGUGAACAAGGACCCUGAGAACAAGACCAAGUUGAUUUUGCAUGCCGACGAUGGUUUGCUUGGAGCGACCAAGGCAGAGAGAGAAAAGCUUAUCGAGAAGCUAAGUGAGCACGUUGAGGUGAAGGUGAGCGAUGUGCUUACCAAACAUGGUGGCGAAGUGGAGUUCCUCAAGCGACGCUAUGUGGGGACCGAGGCAGGUGUCUACAUGUUCUCAAAUGCCAAGCACGCCGAGGGUCUCAUUGAGGCGGUCGGCGACCACGUGAAGGAGAAGGACACCCCUGCGGACCAGAGCUUCCUAGAGCCUGACGAGACGCAGGCCCUAAGCACUGAGAAGGCGAAGAUAUUCAAGGAAUGCGUCGGGCGGCUCUUGUACUUGAGCCACAGCCGGCCGGACCUGCAGUUCGCAACGUGUGUGCUGUCUUCGAAAAUGUCCCAGCCAACCCAGGGUUCAUGGAAAUGGCUUUUGAAAACUGUCGGGUACCUCGUGAAAGUGCCCUCCCUGGGGUUCUUGAUCAAGCCGAUCCGAGAUGGAGCCUGCUUCGGAUGGAAUGGCGCCAGAGCCCUGGAGACAGGCGGCACCAUUGUGAUUGAGUCAGUGACCGACAGUGACUGGGCAGGAUGCAAGCGCAGCAGGCGAAGCAAGUCGUCAAUCCAGAUCUUCGUCGGAGGUUCUCUGGUGACCUCUGUGGUGCGAACUCAGCGAUCAAUUUCGCUCAGCUCUGGCGAAGCCGAGUUUGUGGCCAUGGUUGGUGGGGCUUGUGAGUCGCGCUAUGUCAAGGACUGCCUUGAGUACAUGGUGAAAGGACGCGGGAUCGCGCAAAGGGUUGGAUGUGGCCGUGUGCGUCACCUUGACGCUGGACUUCUUUGGUUGCAGCAAGCUGUGAAAGAGCGGACGUUCCAAGUGGGCGCAAUCGCUGGAACAGCAAACCCCUCAGACUUGGGGACCAAGCCGGUCCCAAAGGCCCGGCUGAGAGAGCUUCUCUUCAAGCUUGGAGCAGUCGACGACAGCUUUGAAACAAUCGGGCAAGCUGAGCAUGAGGAAGCAGUGGCACGACAGAGUGCCAAGGACUUCUUCAAGAGCAAUGGGGCUGGGAUUAAGAAUGUCAAGCAGAUCCUUCCCAUCCUCCUGAUCCUCUCGCAGCUUCAAGGUGUUGAGGGCUUGAGCUUGGUUGCGGGACAGAGCUUUGAGGAUGUUGCGGCUAUCCUUGUGACGGCCAUGAUUGGCCUUAUGAUUGGAGCGCUCCUGAUUGGAGUGCCUGGAGGCAUUUUGCUUCUGGGAAGAUGGAUGUUGAGCCCAAUGCAAAGGAGCACAAGAACAUGCACACGAGACGCAGGAGUCCAAGCCAACCUUGGAAUGGACCGAGCAGAGCAACAGUUUGUCGAUGAGUAUGUGAACCGGGCGACAGAGCAAAGGAGCGUGAUCCAUGAGCAAGCCCGGAAGAUUGAGCGAAUGGAAACAUUCAGCUUGCUGACAAUUCUUUCUUCUGCAUUGCAACAGCGCCUCUUUUCAAGAGGCAGCGUAAAACACCACCACCAGUUUCUGAAGAAACUUGACCUCUUCCCUCAGCCCCGUUUUGUUAGUGAGCAUUUUGCCCGGAAACGAUCCAAGUCGCAACAAGCAGAGGCGAGAGGUACCACAGACCUGGAUGCGGCAACAUUCGUACGUCCAACAUUAAGACCUACACUCCGUGUGGGCACUGCUUCCCCAACACGGGGUAAAUGUAUAGAUUUUUGA
Molecule: messenger RNA, 3828 nt
Organism: Symbiodinium natans
Lineage: Eukaryota; Dinophyceae; Suessiales; Symbiodiniaceae
Source: the annotation of a GenBank genome assembly